Caenorhabditis remanei is the source of this 753-nucleotide messenger RNA. RefSeq lists its product as uncharacterized. Lineage: Eukaryota; Metazoa; Nematoda; Chromadorea; Rhabditida; Rhabditidae. The coding region runs from base 1 to 753 and encodes 250 amino acids. The transcript is spliced from 6 exons. The record is from RefSeq and is a predicted model, not a curated record.
AUGGUCGGCACGCGGUGUUCCACGAGAUUCACAAUUCUUCAGAUGACAACGGACAACAAUGAUAAUGCUUCUGAAGGUCAGCCGAAAAGCGGAUUGAGAUCUGCUAUAACUUGCUUAACACCGGGGAUCAGGGAGAAUCUAUGUCUUGGUCCGAGAGUUCAAGUUUUGAAAGAAGAGAGGAUCGGAUUGACCAACAGGAAAGGAGCAACUUAUGGAUAUCACAACGGAGUGGACAUUCGAUUAUUGAGAAAGCAUAAAGUCCCACUAAUAAACGAUGAUACCGAAAUAGGUCAUAGUAUUGGGGCAACGGUAGAUGUAACUCGUGACGAUGGAGCGCUUGAAGUAGGUACCAGAGACAAAAUAUUUCAAGCUUGGAAGCAUAAUAGAGGAGGACUAGUUGAAUGGGAUAGUCAGGGAGCAGGUGUGGACAUCGGCUCAAGAGCCUCGGUUGCUGAUGACCUCAUUAAACUACGGCAUACGCUUUUUGGUGUGAAUGUCGGUCCAACAUCAAGAAGAUCAAUUGUGGGGCCUUAUCAAGUCGGAGAGACAAAUGGGCAAUACCUGAAACCAGCUAAUAAUCCUGUUCCAUCACUGUACCAUAAUUAUUAUGCUGGGAGGGGAGAUUGGUAUAAAAAUCAAUUCAGACGACCUGGUGACGAAUACCGUACCAGAGAGCAGAGAGCAUGCCCAUGGUGCUUUGCAGUUGAUUCCAGUUAUCCAACACAGACAAUGUUUAAUCCGUUUUUUGGAUAA